AUGGAUCCUGUAACCAUUGUCACUGCUGCAGCUUCUCUGGCAGGCGUCGUCCUGAAAGCCUCUUGGAAAGUUAAAGAGACCAUCGACGCCUACGACGACGCACCUCAAAACGUAGCAGACAUUGCUGAAGAGGUACAUGCGGUACAAAUAGCGCUCCGACAGGUUGAGAGCGUCGUGCUUCAGGAUCCAGAAGCCAUUGACCGGCUAGGCUUGGAGGAUGUCUUUACCGUGGCCGUCAACGGGUGUCAUGCUACGCUUUUGUCUAUCAGCAAAGAGUACGAGGAUCUGUUUCUUCGGAGUGACUGGAAGACCAAGAUCAAAGUCCUGUGGAAGGAGGGGGAAAUGACACGGCUGCUUGGGCGACUAGACCGCAAGAAAGCUACGUUGACGCUAUUGACGCAGACGUUGAACCUUCGAUCAACCCAGGACAUAAAGACAUUGUUGAUGCAAAAUCAGUCAACCUUGAACGCAGCAAAGCAAGAUGUCCGAGAACCUGCGGCGUACUACCCAGAUGUACCUGACUUCCGACCAGCUAGUCCCGAUUCCCUGGAUGAAGGCAGCGUGAUCGGUGUCCCGAGGAACAGGGACUCAGUCAUUAGCACCACGGAGUUUGACUUUGACUACGACUUAAUCAACACUAAGACAUACCGACGAGCGCUCCAAAGAUAUGCCUCUUUCACCACGCGUACCAGCUCAUCAGCGGAGCAAAGUGCGGACGAGUCGCCUGUUGCGACAUCAGAUCUCGAGCCAGUCAUGGAGGAAGAAGCCGAAGUAGAGGAUCUCAUCAGUUUCUCCCCCGAGGACUUGAGUUUGCAAACACCCUUGAGUCGGGCGACGACAUUGCGACCAGAGCUAGAAGUCACCGACUGUGAUACCCCGCCUGCGACACCACCUAAGGACGUUGAUCACAACAAGGCUGUGGCGCACGUAGAGCAGCUUAAAGCUUCCGGUUCGAAAGAAGCUGGUUCGAAAGAAGGAAGGGACACAGAGACGCCCGAACCCUCCGAUGAUUCAAAGGCAAAGAGAACAUCAUCCCGCAGGAAGCUAGACAGGCGUCCACCAAGACGCCUCGCGGCAGCAGAAGCAGCAGCGGAGAAGUUUCACAGACGAAGCAGGCACGGAAAGUCGGGCACUGCAGCGGAGCAGGAGCUCGAGGUAUCAUCCAACACGAGCACUGGAAUGCUCAGCCGAAGUGUCAGCUUUGAUGAAUCACUUGCAGAUACUGCGUCUCAAUCAUCUGGGAAGCCAGAUAAGUUGAGAAGUCGGCGUAGGUGUGGACAUCCCGCUCAUCAUAGAAGACGGCCCUGCAGGGAAGGUUCGUUCUCUUCUCGCGGAUCCGAUGAGUCAACCAUGACGCUGGGCUCUGUAGAAACUUUGACGGAUACCCUGGAAGACUUUAGUCUCUCGGGGCACAAGGUAUUUGGAAGGGAGAGGGGAAGGCGACGGCAGGCUGCGUGA
Molecule: messenger RNA, 1458 nt
Organism: Colletotrichum lupini
Lineage: Eukaryota; Fungi; Ascomycota; Sordariomycetes; Glomerellales; Glomerellaceae
Exons: 2
Coding region: 1-1458 (485 amino acids)
Source: RefSeq, a predicted model, not a curated record